UGGAUCCGUCAAGAGACUUGUGACUGUGUCAUAUGGGAAUGGUCCCCUAUUGCGCAACUGCUAGAUGAGUUCAGAUUCACGACAUCCGUACAUCUGUGACAAUCAUUGCGAUGGGUCUACCAGAUGAGCAAAUCCACCCUAUUGCAACUGGGCGCGCUGUGCAAACCGUCGAGCAGCAUCAGGAGUCGCAGGAUUUAGUUUUCUACUCGGGAUGGUUCUGCCCAUAUGUACAACGAGUGUGGAUCACCCUCGAGGAGCGUGGUAUCCCUUACCAGUACAAGGAGGUUAACCCGUACAAGAAGGAGCCACAUUUCCUUGCAAUCAACCCGAAGGGUCUCGUUCCGGCGAUAGAGUAUACGGGUCGCGCUCUAUACGAAUCACUCAUCAUCUGCGAGUUUCUUGAAGACGCUUUCCCCGACCACGAACCCCACAUUCUCCCGUCCGAUCCAUUCGAUCGAGCCCUGGUUCGCCUCUGGACCGAUCAUGUCAGCAAGCAAAUUGUCCCCGGGUUCAUGCGAUUGGUCCAGGCACAAGAUUCACAGAAGCAGCGCGAGUAUCUCGAGGAGUUCAACAAGGCGCUCCGCACUAUCAGUGCGCAGGUGAAGGGUCCAUACUUUCUCGGAGAGCAGUUUACGCUGGUCGAUGUCGCCCUCGCCCCGUGGGUUGUCAGAGACUACAUCGUCGCAGAGCACCGGGGAUACAGUCGUGAGGCUGUUGGCAAUGGCUGGAAGGAAUAUGCCGUACAACUGGAGACGCGCGAGAGUGUGCUGAGGACGCAAAGCGAUCGUGUUUACUACACCGAGAUCUAUGGUAGAUAUCUCCGCGACGAAGCCCAGAGCGAGGCGGCGAAGGCAAUUCGAGCUGGACGUUCGUUCUGAUCAACCAGCCAGCGUCGUCACAAGAAGAUCAUACGAACCUGCUCAUGUACAAUACCGUUUGUGGCAUCGCAAGCGCGAAGUUAUCAGUC
Molecule: messenger RNA, 967 nt
Organism: Dichomitus squalens LYAD-421 SS1
Lineage: Eukaryota; Fungi; Basidiomycota; Agaricomycetes; Polyporales; Polyporaceae
Product: glutathione-S-transferase
Exons: 5
Coding region: 111-878 (255 amino acids)
Cellular component (GO): cytoplasm
Molecular function (GO): glutathione transferase activity
Source: RefSeq, a predicted model, not a curated record